This is a messenger RNA of Lasiodiplodia theobromae, 1959 nucleotides long. RefSeq lists its product as uncharacterized. The record is from RefSeq and is a predicted model, not a curated record. The transcript is spliced from 2 exons. Bases 1 to 1959 code for a protein of 652 amino acids. Lineage: Eukaryota; Fungi; Ascomycota; Dothideomycetes; Botryosphaeriales; Botryosphaeriaceae. Gene Ontology annotation, cellular component: membrane.
AUGGCUGAGCAAGACCGCUACGGCUCCCACUGGGGAGCCAAUCCAAACAAUCCUGUCAAAGAUUCCUCUUCUGUCAACCUUCAGAACAUCCCUGCCCCUCAAGGCUCCGGCGCCGAGCAAGAUCGCUACGGCGGAUGGUUUGCCGGCAAAGCUCCCUCUGUCGACCAGAUUCAAGAUAAGCUCCCCAAAGCUUCCGGAGCUGAGCAGGACCGCUUUGGCGGCUGGUUUGGAGGCAAGGCUCCCUCCGCCGACGAUCUCAAAGACAAAGUUCAAGAAGCUUUACCGAAGACCUCUGGCGCCGAGCAGGAUCGCUACGGCGGAUGGUUCGGACGCAAAGCUCCUUCCGCCGACGAAAUCAAAGAAAAGGCCCAGCAGGUUCUGCCACACACCUCGGGCGCCGAGCAAGACCGUUACGGUGGAUGGUUUGGUGGCAAAGGUCCUUCGGUCGACGACAUCUCGAAGCACCUCCCGCACACUUCUGGUGCUGAGCAGGAUCGCUACGCCGGAUGGUUUGCAGGCAAAGGACCUUCCGCAAGCGACAUCUCCGAGAAGCUGCCUCAUACUUCCGGAGCUGAGCAAGAUCGCUACGCUGGCUGGUUCGGCGGUAAAGGUCCUUCCGCAAGCGACAUCUCGGAGAGACUACCUCACACUUCCGGCGCUGAGCAAGAUCGCUAUGAAGGGUGGUUUGGCGGGAAGCCGAUUCCCGUGGACAAGAUCAACGAAAGGCUGCCUCACACGUCGGGUGCCGAGCAAGACAGGUACGGCAGCCAUUUUGGAGGCCACCCUUUCCCUAACCGCACCGAUCGCAUUGGCUCCGCCGCUGAGCAGGACCGCUACGCUUCCCACUUUGGCCUCCACCCGGACAACCCUAUUCAAACUGCCCGAACUACACCCACCCCAUCCAGCUCGGGUUUGUCGGCGAGCAGAGGCAUAAAUUCCGGCGCAGAGCAAGAUCGGCUUGCGUCGCACUUUGCCGCUCCUCCCAGCAAUCCAAUCAACGCUACCGCAGUCGGACUGUUGCAGAGAGCCAUUCUCCCCUCUUUCGGUCUGCACGCAGGUCUCUCUGCUGUCACAUAUGGUGUGGCUCGCUACACAAACCGGGUAGAACUGAAAGACUGGCUUUGGCCUUCUGGAAUGGUUGCCAACGCUUGGUGGAGCGCUGUUGGCACCCGUGUGGUCUAUGAUGGACUCUCCCUCUCCGAGGCCUGGUCUGCUAUCACUUACCCCGAGAAAGUCAUGCUCACUCAGGUUUCUGCUUGGGGAAUCCGCCUCUUCUACCGCAUUGCCAGUCGUAGCGUGAAGCGUGGGAAGGAUGACCCUCGUUAUGUGACGGCGAAGGAAGACCGCAGUUUCUGGAACAAAUCUUUCAUCAGCAUGUUCUUGCCGGAGGCUGUUUUCCAGACCUUGAUCACCCUUCCGUUCACCCUGCCUUUCCGUGCUAGGUUGGAGAGCGUCAGGUCUUUGCCUCUCCCCGAGAAUGCUUCCUUCUUCCACAGCCUCGCUGUUCUUUUGUUCACUACCGGAUACGCUCUGGAGGUUCUUGCGGACACACAGCUCGAGUCGCACAAGCAACAGAAGAGUGAAGAGCUCAACCGUGAGGGCGUCUGGAGCAUCGUCAGGCACCCCAACUACCUUGGUGAUGCUCUCGUCCACUUCUCGUUCCCUGUUCUUCUCUACGGCGCCGGCAUCCUUCACCCGCUUUCCGUCCUUGGCCCUGUUGUUAAUUACGUCUUCCUUCGCUUCGUCGAUGGUGACAAGGGCAACGAGGCUGACCAGGAGGCGCGCUAUCCCAAGGAAAACCAGCUCAAGUAUCAGCAGCUGAUGGAGUACAAGCGCGAGAAGAACAGCUUCUGGCCUAGCCCUAGUGAGGUCCAGAACAAGUGGACCUGGAUUGUGCUUGCUGCGGGGGCUGGUGGUGUCAUCCUCGAGAGGGGCGUUCACGCGUUCCUCCGUGGUUAA